UUGUCCUCCCAUAACACAGACACGCGGGACAGGAGAGGAGUCAAGAUCCUGUGACCCCACCAGCCUAUCUUCCUCAGUGGAUGCCACAGUGCAAGAGGAGUGUCUGUUUCUGUUUCUGCUUGUCACAUGUGCUCACUGUAAUCAGAGCAGAAAGUCAGACCGAGUGUGGGCCUCAAGUCGUCGAGUGGCUGGUCAAUCCUGGACCAUGAAGCUGAGAGUGGCGUUGUUUUUUGCGGGCCUCUUCGGGGCGUUGGCAGCCGUGUUCAUCCUCCUCUCUUUUGGAACUGAUUACUGGCUGCUCGCCUCAGAGAGCUGCCACCCAAAUCCUGAGGGCACCGUCGGGCCUGGAGGUGUGACCAUAGAGCGUGGAGAUGUGUUGGUGCAGGAGGAUCAUAAGGAUGUAACUCUGUAUCAUGAGGGCUUCUUCUGGAAGUGUUCCUUUGGAGGCAACAUGGAAGAUGACGACCUGCUCUGGAAACUCUGGUUCACUGGUGUCUCUGAGACCCUAAACCCAGCAAAUCAGCCAAACUCCAAAGUGUGCAUGCACGCCUACCUCUUCCCGUUCCCUGUGUCUCAUCAGACCCACAAUGCCACGGAGUACGAUUCUGCCAUAAUCUACAGAGGCUUCUGGAGCAUCUUCAUGCUCAUUGGCGUGGCAGCGGUGGUGCUCGGUGGGUUCGUCAUCAUCUGUGCUGCUCCGUUUGCCAGCUACCGCCUCUACAAAGCAGGAGGCAGCCUCUUCCUGACAUCAGGUAUUUUCCUGCUGUGUGUGGUUGUGAUGUACGUACUGUGGCUGCAGGUGCUGGAUGUAGUGGAGGUCUACAUCGACCACCAGCGCUCCACGCUGUGUCCAAACUUCCAGCUAUCCAUUAGCUACGGUCUGUCCUUCAUGUUUGCCCCCAUCGGCAUCUUCUUCUGCCUCCUGUCGGGCCUUCUUUUCCUCCUCAUCGGCAAUUCCAUCAAGCUUGAGUGUCACUGACUUUAACCCUACUGUAGGGUCUAGAGAUGUUUCAGGGUUUUUUCUUUUCCUUAUUUUCUUUUGUUAAACCCGAAUAUCUUAACUAUUUUCUGCUGCAUGAGCCUAUGGAUAGAUCCCAGCUUUGUGGCAUAAAUAAUCUGAAAUGUUUGGACAUUUUGUUCCAUGACAAAAAUAUUGCUCAACUAUUUUUGAGAACAGAAAUAUCAUUAUAAUCCCCCCUUGCAGUGAGCUACAUUCAACUGAGCUUAUUUCCCAGAUAGCCUACAGAUGUGGGCCACUUCAGGCAAUGAUACAGCACUUCAGGCCCUCUUGUGGUCUGAACAAAUGGGAUGUGAGCCUAAAGUGGCCCAUGUUGGAAAUAACGUUGCGGCCACCUUUAGCACCUUUGGUAUUGCUAUGGCUAACUUGUGGCCCGGAUCUGGCAAAAUGGAGUGAACCGCCAAUGUGCCAUCAUUCCAUGCAGCAUGUAGGCUGGUUAUGGGCCAAGUCUGGGCCAAACCAAUUUUGCUCUGUGGGUUACACAUAGUUCUGUGCUAUCUGUGGAUUAUAGACAAGCAUAGAUUAUAAAUAUCUGAGGUGUAUAACACAACAUUUUAAUUCCUUGUGUUGAUGGUUAUGAGGCUUAUAAGUGCUUAUUUUUAUAAUGCAAAAGUACAUGAAAUUUAAUGUUGAUGAGGAGAUAUUCUGUUAUUUAGAAACUAUUUUGUCUGCACGCGGAAAUGUUCCCUGUUUAAACAAUAAUUAUAAAAUAUAUUUUUGCUUUGGACAGUAUCAAUAAAUAAAACAAUGAGCUUAAUAGAAUGCUUAUGAGGUGGUAUGAUCAUUCUUUAUGCAGUAAGAUGUGUGCAUUUUUAGAAAGAGCUAACUUUUCUCUCUUCAGUUUUGAUGAGGCCGAUGGUAGUUUUUUGUCAACAAAUUCCAUGAAAAGACCAAAACAAAUAAAGUGAAGGACUCCAAAUAUUCUCUAACCUCCAAAUCUUUAUCCAUUUGUACUCAACUCCAAAGCACAGAUAGAUACUUUCAUGUUGAGAUGGUUGUUUACUAAUCAGAAAGUCUUGGUUUGAUUUCUGCAUCACAAAUUGUUACUGACAGCUCUGUUUGAAUGAUGUGUGAUAGUAAAAUAGUUGCAAUGAUUGCAUCAAUGGGAUUUGUUCUUUAAGGCUUUUUGAGAGGUUGAUAAGACUGGAUGCUCUAUGUAAAUAUAAUUAAUAUAACAUAUUUACCAUUAAGUUGUUUAGAGCAAUUUUUUACCUGCAGAAUAAACACAGUCUGUUUGAUGACUAACAGAACCCACGUUCAUGGUAAUGAAGGAACAUGUAAUCAAGUGCAAUAUUGAUGUGUUUGUUAAUAAUCAGUAGACAAAAGUUGAGCCAACCCUAUGGCACCAAGGAAUUAACUAGUAAUCAUAAUAAUCAUAAUAAUAAUAGUUUUUAUUAUUAUGAUUAAUAGUUAAUUCCUUAUUUGUUAUUACUAUUAUUAUAUUAAUGGGUCAAAAUAUUGUUGUUUUUGGUCUUUACAUGGGAUUUUCUUCAAGAACUAUAUAUAUAUAUAAAAUCUGAUGACUAAGAAGUACAAUUUGCUUCGUCUCCAGUAUUAUUUGAUUACUUCUGUACAUAGCCUGAAACGGUGCUGUUGUUUUGUUGUGUUAUUAAUUUUUCUGUUGCUUGUAUGUAACUGUUUUAUGUUGCUUUUUUCACUCAGUCCAUUUUCACGGUGAGUUAUAGCAUAGUGUGUUUUGAGAUACAAACAUAACACAACAUUUCUUUGGUGAUUUGUCU
Messenger RNA from Pleuronectes platessa (European plaice), 2757 nucleotides. RefSeq names its product transmembrane protein 182a (gene tmem182a). NCBI's taxonomy places the organism in Eukaryota, Metazoa, Chordata, Actinopteri, Pleuronectiformes, Pleuronectidae. The transcript has 6 exons. Gene Ontology annotation, cellular component: membrane. Bases 206 to 979 code for a protein of 257 amino acids. The record is from RefSeq and is a predicted model, not a curated record.